AUGACGGUUGACGACGUAGCAAGGGGACACAAGCCGGAGCUUGUCGCAUGUUGUAUCGAAGGUCACAAGCUCCAGAAGCGACUUCUGUCCACGAAGAAAGCGCUCGAUCCGCUGCGCUAUCUCCCCGACAGCAACGGCUGCUACGUGCUGUUUACGAUCGCAGCGUACUUUAGCGAAGAUACAACGACCCGUCGGCAUCUCGUGCACCGGAGCUACAAACAGCUGUCGGCAAUGCACGCGCGGCUGGUCAAGACGUACCCGAAAUCGCACUUACCACGACCGUUCCCCGCCAUGCGCACGAAGAAACUCGUUCCCGAGUACAUUGACGAGAAAGGGACCGAGUUGACGUCGUACUUAACGCGGUUACUGCAGAUUCCAGAGGUCAAGACGUCGCAGGUGCUGCACGAGUUCUUGGAGACGAGCCAUGCCGUGGACGAUAGUAGUGACGAAGACGAAGAUGAAGAUGAUGGCGAGGUCAUGCCGUCCACGAGGCUCGAGAGAAGCCCGGGCACGGCCGUGACUGUCCGAGCUGGUCAGUCGUUUUCGGUGUCGCUGCCUCUUGAAGCUGCGGGUGACGUCGCGUCGUGGCAGUUUGCGACCAAGAAACACAACAUAGGGUUCAGUGCGACGUUUCAAGAACAAGUGAUUCGCGCGUAUUCGCGCGAAGGAGCCGACGUGAAGUUUGUAAAGGGCUCUUAUUGCUGCUCACGUCCUGGGACGUGCACACUCACGUGGGAUAACACGUAUACGUGGAGCAAAGCCAAAGUGUUGAUGUACUGGGCUGAGGUGGAGCCGCACCGGGAAACGGUAGAGACGAAACGGAGGCGGAAAGCUGUUGCGUUUGACGAUCAGGAGGGUGGGACGAGAAGUCGUGAUUAUAUGUUGAAGGAAAUUGCUGGCGACGGGUCGAGUUUUUGUGUCGGGGAUGGGGAGACUCGUCGUAUGGGCUUUAUUGAGCAUACACGGAGCAAUGCAAUGGAUCCGCGACGUCUGGUAAACUCUUCAAUUUCACUGCUUUCGAAGCCGUUCGUGCAUGGACAUGGGGGCAAGGAGGAGGGCGUUGUGCAUGGAAAAACUCGAAACUUGAUCCCUCGCAGGAUGUCGGUCCAUGCGGUGUCAAUCCCAAGUGGACAACAAGACUCUGGUCGCGGCAUCCUUCCAGUAAAGGCCGGGUUUCUCAUUAUCCAGCGCUGUGUGAACUUCCAUGGACGAAAUUGGUACAGGAAGUGGUUUGUGCUGGACCCACGAAAGUGCAUGCUGCGCUACUACGACUCGGAGGCUGCAGCUCAUCGCGGGCUGUCGUCAGCAAAGCUAAACUUGACUAGCAAGCACGCUUCUUUGGCCAUCACUAGCUGUCUAAAUUUGGAUGCGGCGCCCACGUCGUAUAUGUUUCUCAUUCGCACUAAGAAACAGUGCUGGAAGAUUUGCGCCUCGUCGCAAGUGGAGUACGGCGAGUGGGAAAGUGCCGUCUCUACUGCUAUUUUGGCUGCGCAGCUUUCUCGGCGUGGCAGCAAGAGCAAGAAAGCAAUGGUUAAGGCUGCAAAAUCGUCAGCAAUACGAAAGGACUUGCACUCCAGUAAAUUUGAAGACGAAUCGCCAAAGUCUGGUGAAACAACACAUGUGAAUGGAACAUCUGUAGAUACGCCUUCUUCAUCUAUGCAACCUGAUCAACCGCCGCCAAGCUCGAUUGAGACUUACGACGCUGACGGUGACUCCGACAACAGGGAAGGCAGCGACUCUGAUGAAGACGACGAUGAUGAGUCAGAGUUGGAGUCGGACUAUGGAGACGAGGUUUGUGAUGGUGGUUCUGUUGAAGAUGCUCAGCCUGUUCUUGAUACUAUUGUACCGGAGCACAGUUGUACUGGCACCAUUGAGAGUUUCCCAGACCUGCGUAGUCUUCCGUUGAAGUGGAAAUUGGGUCUUGCAGUUGUGUUGAACGUGGUACUUAUACUUGUGCGCUUGACGUCCGGUGUGAUCAUCGCACUCGGACUAUUUGUAAUGGACUGGCAUUUGCUGCUCAUGUACGUGAGAGGCAAGGAGCUGGAUGCGUUGUCAACGCAGAAGCCCAAGAAGGAGUGA
Peronospora matthiolae is the source of this 2079-nucleotide messenger RNA. NCBI's taxonomy places the organism in Eukaryota, Oomycota, Peronosporomycetes, Peronosporales, Peronosporaceae. The record is from the annotation of a GenBank genome assembly.